This is a messenger RNA of Limulus polyphemus (Atlantic horseshoe crab), 9691 nucleotides long. RefSeq lists its product as uncharacterized. Lineage: Eukaryota; Metazoa; Arthropoda; Merostomata; Xiphosura; Limulidae. The record is from RefSeq and is a predicted model, not a curated record. The coding region runs from base 913 to 5451 and encodes 1512 amino acids. The transcript has 2 exons.
GCAGUCGUUGAGAUCGUUGAGUAAGUCUAGACGUUACAGUGUUGUUAGUGUUCACGUUAUUGCGUACAUUUGAUACUUUGAAAACUUUGAUUCAAUAAAGAAACUAGAAAAGACACAGAUGUACGUAAAGCCUAAAAACUUGAUCUCUUAAAAAUCAUAAUAAAAAGGUAAUCAGUUCUAUACUUAAGUUUGAAUCACCAAAACCCUGUGCACAUCAAUGCAGCUUCUUCGAUGUGUAGCCUUUAAGUAUAAUCGCUGUGUUCUUUAUAAUUCAAAUUACAACUAGUCUGUUUAUUCGCAUGGCACGUGGGCUUGCCAGAAUGAAUCAUCGCAAGAGUUGAAAGAACAGUUACCCUCUCUCACGUGUAAUAAUAGUUCAAAGUGUACGACUUGUUUCAGCUGGUGUCAGCGGAACAGCUAACACUUAGUAACACCGACUAGAAUUGAGGACAUUAUGCCUGGUGGCCGUUAAAUGGAGAAAGGAAUUUAUUUACAUUUUGAGGCUCAGUGGUGUUAAGAAAAGCUGGAUCGAGAGUACAAUGUGAAUACUUUAACUGACGAUUUUCUAAAGAAGCAUCUUCGAACGGAAGAAGUUACGAGCUAGCUGUCCUCUCCUCAUGACAAGUAGAAAUACAGUGAUCCUCGUUUACAUAAACAAACAUUUCAUUGAAAUCUUUCAAGAAAGAAAAUUAAGAAGCGAUCUGAGACUGCCUGGAUGUUGUGUUCUUGCCUUUGGUUAAUCCUAGGUCGACUGGUUGAAGAAGAAAUAUAUCGAUUCUGACACGUGCACGAGAAUACCUGACAUAUUCCUUUAUCCCCAAGCAACAGACUGUAUAAUUGACGUCGCGACGAAUUUGAGUGGAAGUGUAAAGAACCAACAUUUGUCGUGAAACAAAGAAAGUGAUGACGUAAAUGGCUCUGCUCACUAUGCAAUCCAAUCGUGUAUUUCGUUUCUGGUGGGCAUUGCUAACAUCUUUCUUAAGCCUAUAUAAUACGUUUGUCUUAGCAGAUAUAGAUACAACUUUGUAUGACUCUCGGAAAAUGCCAUCUGAUUCUUUUUCGCAUUCGGAGUUGAUAAAUUUCGAAGGAAGCGGUGUUCAAGAAUAUAACUAUAAUGGAGAAGAUCCUUCAACCUCAUCAGGAUCUUUCCUUGAUUCUUGGAAUAUGGAAAGACUUGAACAAGCACUCGCUACGAUACUUGCCAAGUUCUCCUCCGCCGACUCAGCAUCAAAAGAAACAAGUGAGCAUGAAGUUGAGUCAUCCUUUAUUGACCUUAGAAAUGAAGACUUUAUAGAAAACCAAACCAAACCUGUUGUAAUAUCUUUAGAGCCUCCAACGCAGCAAUCUACUGUAGAUAGUGAACUUACCUCCUUUGAUCAACAAAACUUCUCCAAGGAUGAUGAUGUUGGCUCAUCUCCUGGCGUUUACGACUUUUCUGAAUCUUGGCCAGGGAUCGUUUCUGAUUAUAAUAGAGAGAAUGGUAAGACCACAGAUUCUGUUACUACAAGUACCCAAACUGUUGAUUCUAGUCACCAAAACAUCAAUUACACGAAGAUAAUGUAUGAGAGUACUACAGUUCCAAACAACAUAAAAGAAAUUGCAUUAACACCACAUGAUAUCCAUAUAUCAUCCCUGAGUUGGGAAGACCUACUUAGUAGUUCCUCAUUCCAGCCGAGUACACCAUUAGAAAAUCUAACAGUCUCUACUGAAAACUUGUCAGUCAUCACAACUGAAAAGGAAUCGGAUUCCGUGUUUCACAGAGUGAAAAAUGAUUAUAAUCUCGGUUUGAAAACUCCAGAUUCGUCAACAGAAAUAACUCGAAACUCCCAUACUCUUUGGCCUGGUGGCCAGAGCUUUGAGAACAAAGAAACUACCGAUUAUAUAUUGCAACCAGUAACAAAAAGUAUAACGCAAGCUCCGACUGUAACAUCCUCUGUUUAUACUUCAAGCAAUUUUAAGGAUAGUACUCAAACUUCAGCAGCUGGUAGUUCGUUAUUUUAUUCACUUGAUACUUACUUAACAGACACUUCCACAGAAGUAACACAGUUGUCACAACAUGAUGUAAUAGAAGCAAGUAGCUCUUCUCCAGGACCAGAACAUCCAGUUACUACUGUGAAAUCGAUAAGUUAUUCAGAUUCUCCAACUAAGAUGUUUCUAGAAAGUGCGUUGACGGUACUUUUACCACUCACAACUAGCAGCGAGGAAGAAACUUCUGUUCGCUCAAAAGAAAUAUUAUCUUCAUCCAUUAAAGAAUACCAUGUUGACUCAUCUGAAACAACUGUACAACAUCCUCAGUUCGAGAAGGAUGUUAAAAACCAACCAUCAUAUUCUGUAACUCCAAAAAUCUUAGUUACAAUAACUGAAACCCCAUAUGUUUUUCACACAAAGCCGUCAGAUGUAAUAUUUCUAUCAACUUGGAAAAAUAAUCCUGUUUCGCACACCACAGAAACCCAGGUUAAAACUGAGACUGAAGAACCAACUCCACUGUAUACCAAUCUUUAUGUGAAACCGAAAUCGGAUUUAUCGUUUCCCUUUCACAAAACAUUAUAUCCAUCGAAGAACAUUGAUGGAAGUCAAGCAAAUGAACCUGUAAAGGUUUUACAAACUUCUACAGGUCCUCCGGAUACAGAAAAAACUAUUCAGUUGUUUAAAACGUCAACAGAUUUUCCCAAACCUCUAGCAACAGGGCAUCCAGCAGUGCUGUGGGAAAAGCAUACUUUAUCACCCAAUGAGAAUACUCAGCGUACAUUAUCCUCAUCUUUACAAAAUAUUGAUAAGCAAUUAAAUGACCCUCCUUAUGGAGGUCCAAAUAUUAUUUUACCCAAUAUCAUCGAAACAUUCCAAAAGCCUAAAGUACCAAGAGAAGACACUCCAGAAGAGCCUGUGACAGAACCUCCAAUACCAUUUGCGGAGCCAGGCCCAGCGUGGAAGAAGGCAAAAAUUACUUGGGGUUUAGCCUGGGAUGUUCAUGUUUAUAUGAUGGGAUCGUUGUUUACACUUCUGGCCGUUUACUCAUUUGUGAGUGUGUUAAGAUUAAAGACAUUUGUGAGACUACUUAGUCGCGGAUACUUUAUGAGUUUGAAUAUCAUGAUGUUCUUUAUGGGUGUUUCGAGAGCAGUGUACUUGCUUUACGAUCCCUAUAAUUUACAAGGAAAAUAUCCAGCUGUGUUAGCUUAUUUUGUUUUUAACAGUGGAUAUCCUUUUUUAACUUCAGCAUUUUCAAUUCUUUUUCUCGCUCUGCUCCAAGCAACGAAAGUAGAACUAUUAUCUCCAAAAAUACAGAAACCAAGCAUAUUAGCCGGGAUCAUUAUAUUUCAUUUUUCAUUUUCGUUGACAACUGACAUCCUUGUUGGUUCAUUUGUAAAAGCUGGUAUUCUUCUCUUUGUUUGCCAAGUGAUGUUUUGCAUGUGGUCCUUAUUUCUUUCUGUUGGUUACUUUCAUAUCUUCAGCAAGCUGUACAGAGCAGCGUUAAGAAAGCAGAGUGAAAUGAUACGAGUCACGUUUACAAAGCUACACAUUGAUGGUGCCAAACUUCCAAAGAAAUUGCCCAGACCGACUUUAGGCUUAGCUGUAAAAGUCACUCUUGUAACAGCCGUAUUUGGCCUUAUGAUGACAGCUUUACAGCUUUAUGGCAUUAUCCGCGUGUACAGUGUGUUUGUAAAAAAUAAACCAGAACCCUGGCCUUGGUGGGCCUACCAGCUUGGAUGUCGUAUUUUAGAACUAGCAAUGUGUCUCACAAUGUCUUUCAUCGCAACUCAACCCAUGAGGCACUUCGAAUCUAGUGAUGGUAAGUGUUGUAAUCUUCUAUUGUGGUUUCCCUGUAACGUGUUUAUUGGAUGUUGUUGUAAAGGUGAAGAAAUGGAUUAUGAAGCGUAUUCCUAUUAUUAUGCCAAUUAUCAAGGGAUCAGAAAUGGUGCUUUUAACAACGCCUCCUUUGAUGACCCUAGAAGGUGGGAGCAGGGCAACUCUUUGCCAAUAAUUCGGACUUUUUCAGUGGAAGCUGAUGACACUGUUCCGUUAAAAAGCUUACCAAACAGAUCGCGCCCUAAUGAAAAUAGAACUAAUCCUAGUGAAAUAUGUCUUCUGACUUCUCAGAAAGCAAAUCAUAUCAGUUGUUCAACUAAUGAUGAUUUAAGUAACUCGCUGAAGACCGUUGUUCCUCUAGGAACAAUGUCAUCUGCCUCAGAUAGCAGAUUGGCGGGUGAUAAACCCCCUUCAAUGUUGUAUAAAGAAAAAGGUAUUAUACGUUUCCGCAGAGAGGGAGAUCCAGAACAACCAAUGGAAUUUACUGAUCAGGAAGAUGGAUCUAUUGAGGAUCUCAGUAAUGAGGACAACGAGUCAACCAAAGCCUAUGCUGGAUCCAGUGUUCACACAUUAUUCGUUGACAAUGUUGAAUCAGCACCAUUGUCACCUUUCUUUCAGUCAGGAUGUCACCCACGUUUUAAACGAAUGAGCCGGUGUAGUUUGGAGACAACAGAUAACAGUGUGAAUCUGUCAUCAGAACAACUCAGUAAUAUGGCGUCCAGAAAUGGUCUGUCAGGUAGCGCUUUAGACUUUCACCUGCGAAAAUACGGAAGUACUUGCAGUUCUGAAAGCGCUGCCAAUAGUUUUGAUGUUACUUUUUUCUUGAAUCCUCCUUCUGAAGAACAGAAUAAAAUUGAACACAAACUGGAUGAAAAUGAUGAGAAUAAGGAUAGAGUUAAUGGCUAUGAUGUGAUGCUGCGUAGUUUUUCUCCCCUUGCUGAACGCAUCCGUCAACAUCAGGAGUUACCGCUUACUUUGAAUCUUUCCAACAGGAAGGGCUAUCGAGCAGUUCAAGUCAAUGUUGCGUGUGGAACCGACGACAUAACUCCAGAUUCUGCUGUUUAUUUGGAUCUCCAACUUUCUCAAAAUAAUAAUUGUGAGCAAGAAAAUGCACCUUCUGUUGUAGUUUCCAACGUUAAACGAGCGCCAUUUAGUCAUUCCAUGAACGAUUUGACCAAAUCAAACGCUAACAGCCCAACUUCCGAAACUAACUCAAAGUGUAAGCGAAGUUCAAGAGGUUUCUUGAACAAACUAAAGGGCUCUACAUUUUCUCUAAAUACUAAUAUGAAUGGAUACGAACCUUUAGAAUCUGAUGAGUGCUCUCCACGAAGGCGUAUGUCAUCGAAAGGAAGUCGUCCAGAAGGAAAAAUUAGAAGAGUUUCUAGUGACAGGAGACCUUUCUCGACUAGUGAAUGCUAUUACGGCACUAACAUUGAAUAUAAAGAUGACGGUAGCUUCGGAGAACUGCAUCAUGUCGACAGUGGAUUGUUGAGAGAUUCUCCUGAUGUAAUUCUUCAAAUAGAUGAAGCUGCUCAAACUGACCCUCUUGAAGUUCAAGAAGGAAUCAUGACGAUUUGCAGUGAGAUCGGGCGACUUGGAAGAAGUCAAGAAAUUCUGAGUCCAGGCGUUAUGUAUUUAACUGAUUAAUGUGAUCACGUGUUUGUAAAUAUGUCACAAAAUCAUUAUUGCCUCCAAAUUGAAUUUGUAAACUUAUUGUACAUAAGGAACGUGCAAAAAAACAAAAACAAAACUGUAGUCUCUAAAAUUUGUCACCAUGGAUCCUGUUUUAUAGUUAAAUUUCUGUCAAUACAACUGCCAAACUGUCACUUUCACUUUGAGUUCAUUGUGAAAUCGAGCAGUUGGGAGAAUAGUAAUUUUACUAUUUAUAUUUACGUACAUAAAGCAUGUAACAUUGCUUUCUUUAAUUAUUUAUCAAUCAACUGUUCAUUUUAUCGUUCUUAUUUUGCUAACUGUGAAUUUUUAUAAACUUGAAUCAGAGUAAAACACUGACUCGUGUGCAGUGUUAGGGUUAAUCGAAACACUAAUAUAGCUGACACUCGAUAUUAUUAUAAUUUGGUUGGAAGACUUAGUCUUAAUUUAUUUUUAAUCAUGAGUUUAUAGAUUUAAACUAAAGUCAAUAAAAUAAAAUACAUGAGAAUAAGUGGUUCAAAAGUCUAUUUUCUAGUUCACUAUUCUAUGUCUGAAACAUACUGUAACUGAAAAUAAGUACAUGUAUAAAAUGUUGUUACAGUCCUCCCUUGAUUGAUAUUGAUGUAACUCCGAUUUACGUGUUUGUUUCUUAUGCAUGGCAAAUGUCUACAAGUCACAUUUCUUUUAUGUUUAGCUUCGAUGAUCUUGUUACAAAGUGAUUUUUUUGUACUUGAAACUUAAUUCUUUCUCUAUAUAUUUAUAUAUAUUUAUGGAUGUACUUAUAAUUUUUAGACUGAUAUUAUUUUGAUGUCUUGAUUAGUGAAGUUGACAUUUUAUCGUUUGAUUAUAGAUUUUCUCAUAGUUUUUAUAGUGCAUUAAUAUGUUCGACUUUUAUAAUCUGUUGAAAAAGUCGAGUACAUCUUAAACUGGAAACGGGUAAGUUAAAGCACAUCUAAGGUGUGCAUACCUGAAUGCAGAUUUGUAAAAAUUCAGCAGUCGAACGUGGCGCUAGAAACCUAAGAUUCUAGUGAUUGGGCCGAAAAACAACACUAUAAAACAAUUUACACGCUUGUUUAUCAGUCCUUUGUUUAUUUGAGUUUGUUUUUGCCAUUUUUUUCGCACGUAACAUUCAAAGAUUACGUCUGUUUAUAAAAGUCCAACAUUAUGAAUCACAAAAAAAGGUGCAUUUACUAAAAUAUGUAUUAUAUUGUUAAUGUAACUUUGUCGUUAGCACUAGAAUUAUUUUCAUAUAAUUAUUUUCCAGACUCAAAUUUUAGCCCAACCAUUAACUUAAAUGAUAUUGUUGCGGAUGGGUAACUACACAAAACCGUCAACACACAAACUUCAACGCCAAUGUUUAUAUUGUAUCUCACAAUAAUAUUAAGACAGUUAUAAGUAUUGUGUUUAAAUGUUAAUAUUCAUGUGCCAGUCAGAACUAACGAGUCACUCUUUACUAUAUCUUAUUUAUAAGCGUGGUUACAAAAAAGCACAAAAAUUACAAGGUGAUUAAUGUCUAUUAUCUCAUUUUUGCCUGACAGCCCUCCGAUGGUUAAUCGAUAAGCGUCAGGACUUCAAACUCUAAAGUCCGAGACUCGAUCUCCAAGGCGGGCGAAGCGCAGGUAGCCCAAUGUAUAGCUUUUCGCUAAAAAUAAAUAAAUUUAUCUGGCAGAAUUUUUUUAACUCCCAUUGAAAGCGUGUCUUCGAUCGGAAUUACAGGGUGACCGCAAUUAUUCAAUAGAUUUUGUAUUUGCAAUUAAUAUAAAGUAGACAAUGCCCCCCCCCCCUGGAUUCACUACAGCGCUUAAACAGAAAACGACGGUGGUGAAUUAUAGAACUAAGUUAAUGUUCUUCAGUGGUAUUUGGAAUUCUAUCUCUUUCUUUUUUUUUAUUUUCUCGGACAUUCCAAAAGGUACAUUUAUAACAGAUAAAACUAAAUAUUUACAGUGUGUGCUAUGCACUUGUAAUGCAUAUAUAUGUAUGUGUGAACGUGAAAAAGUAAAAUUCAAAGAUAGUGUGAGUUCUCGUAAUAAACUUCUUAAGCACAAUUUAUUAGUAUUCUCACUUUUGGACUCUAAAACUGCCAAAUAAAACGUUUGGGUACAAUUAUAAUAAAAUAGUAAAUGGUAUAAUCAUAAAAACUAUUCCACGUACGAUAAAAAUUAUUCCGCAACCGUUAUCAAAUUAUUGUAAUGAUAAUAAUAAUGUUUAUUAUUGUAUAAUAAAUUAUAUUUACUAACUUUCAAAGUAUUUUUGAAAUAAUAAUAAUAAAUUCAAUUUUUUUGUAUAAAGGAUCGCCAUUUCGAUAACAUUAAAUAAUCAAUAGACAGUUAAGAUAAUUACAGUUUGGUAAACAAAAUGUGAUGUGACCGAACAGCGUGAUUUGAAAAAUUGUAUUUAAAAAAAAUGGUUUAAAUUAUCAAAAAAGGGCUUCCUUUAAAUGUUUUCCACAUUUUCAAAGCAAAAUUUAUAUAAAGAUUAUUUAGAAACUGUCUUUAAGUAUUACGUUUGCUAUUAAACAUUCAUUAGUUAUUUUAUAUAUUCACCCAAAUAUCAGUUAAAGUUCAGUAAUUUUUAUUCUCGCUUUUAUAUACAACUCAUUUGUAUUGUCUCCAAUUUGACGUUUAAUGAAGUCAGUUCUUUACGUCAGCUGUAAUGCCAAGAUUAUUCCUCUUAAAACACAAAUGUAAUGCAAGUAUAAUCCACAUAAUGAUGUCUCUGAUAUCCUACUGUGCUAUGGGGAUUCAGAGUACAGAAAGCAAUAAUACUACCGAUUAGUUAUUCAAUCUAUAACAGAACGUUGCUGUCGACAAGAUUUGAUGGUGUUUUUUUACUGGUCUGGUUUUAAACAAAAUAAAGUAAUUAACAAGUCUCUAUUAGUCAAUAGUUAGUGGUGUAGAAAACCUCGAUAAAAAAUAUAACCCACUUGAGGAAACAAAAAAGUCUUUAGAGCAGCUUAUUGUGACAACCGAUUUUUAUCAUUGGAGUUAAAAUAUUAAUUUCUCUGGAAAUAAAAUUGAAUUCUAGGUUAACAUCUACGUAUUGUUUUAAAAUUUAGAAAUAUCGUAGUCUCCAAUUAAAUUUGUCAUCCGACGACGUGCAUGUUUAUCAAUAUCGGUUGAUUUUUAAAAACGUGCUUAGAUUUCGUAGUUACAACUGAAACUAAUUUAUAAUUCUCUUAAAUUCUCAUAUUACUGUGAGAAGCCUUCAUAGAAAACAGUAAAACUUUGUAGGGAUAGCAAAUCUUAGAAAUAACAGUAGAAUGAUUCCACAUCGACCCCCUUCGAUUUAAUGUAAAUAUUACUUUAAUAGAAACAAGUUAGCGAUUAGUAUGAUAUUUGAAUACUUGUUAGCUUAAGGAUAUCGACUUGAACUGAAAUGAAUAAUCGACUUUAAUUUUUGAAUUGUUUAUAAUAACAAUUUUAAAUCACCAAAAUUUUGUAUAGACGGAAAAAUUAAAAUACUGCGCAAUUCAAAUAUUCCUUUGUAGCAUGAAAUGGCGCAGUAUAAGAAUCAAGUUGUAUCACAUACAGUGAUGCCAUAAAGGUGACGAUUACACAGUUUCACAAGUAGCGCCACCUUUAGGAAGCUGGCUCUUUACCAAAGAAUAAAAAUAUAGUCAAAUCAUUCAUAUUUCUUUCCAUACAAUUGUCAGGAUAUAUUGUGUACUGAAAUUCGAAUAAAAUAUCGAAGUUUAGCACAAACUUUAAAUUAAAACCUUAAAGAAUAAUCCGCUAUCACUUCUUGAAGUAUAUAAUUUUUAUGCUGUACCAGGAUAAGCUUACAGUGUCAAUAUAUUUAUAUGAAUUCAAAGUGCAUGUAAGGCAGCAACUCCAGUGAUGUGUGCCAAUAACGUUUUGUGUUAGUUGUAGAAUAUAGAAAUUACUAUUUGGUCGUGAAAAAUAUUUGCAUUUAUUAUCAUUCACUUUAUUUAGAAAAGAUGAAGUUAAAUCUUUUUAGCAUCAACAUGUACAUUUUGUUGGUCUGCGUAACAUUGUAUGUUUAUUAUUGUGAAUGAUGUACCAGACAAUAAAACAGGUCGCAAAAUAUUGUAGUGUAGAAAUAAGGCCAACGUCUAGUGAAAAAUGUCUACUAUCGUUGAAAAUAAUAAAAAUAAGCACAGUCAGAUUGAGUGAAAAAGAUUUGUUUUGUGCAUGGAACAAUUUCAGUUAUUUGUGUAAUCAGAAAACAUUUCUUCAAGACAGCGGUACAGUGCAUAUGAUCAAUAAAGUUUCUCAUA